Molecule: messenger RNA, 2785 nt
Organism: Acomys russatus (golden spiny mouse)
Lineage: Eukaryota; Metazoa; Chordata; Mammalia; Rodentia; Muridae
Gene: Dars2
Product: aspartyl-tRNA synthetase 2, mitochondrial
Exons: 17
Coding region: 536-2500 (654 amino acids)
Biological process (GO): aspartyl-tRNA aminoacylation
Cellular component (GO): mitochondrion; cytoplasm
Molecular function (GO): nucleic acid binding; aspartate-tRNA ligase activity; ATP binding
Source: RefSeq, a predicted model, not a curated record
UUACGUAAUCUUUGGCGCUCGCAGGGCGUCAGAGAAACUGGCUUCUGAACGUGAUUUGUGUCUGGAUUCGAACCUAGAAGCAACUUCGAUUUGCUCGCCUUCGCCUUUCAGAAAAAUUCAAGCUGGGCCGACAGGUUUGGGAGAUUUGAAUCGCGAGGCUGUACAUCCAUAUGACUCUGUGUAUGGCCUAGUCACCUUCGAGAAAACGUGGCUGGUCUUUCCGCUGGGGUCGCGUUCGCGCAGCUGUUUAGGUUCUUUGGUGUCUUCGGGCCGCAGUCUUGUUUAAUUCAAGUUGGAACUGAUGCACUGAAGGAAGCAAAAGUUUUGCCCUACCCACUCACCCAAGGGCCCUAGAGACCCCGCAGAUUAAUUUACGUUGUAGAUACUUGGAUGCUCUGCGGAGGAGGGUCUGGAUGCAUUUGAGUGGGAACUAGAAUUUAAAAGGUUCCCUGGAAUUCCGGAAACGGAGUUUUGAGCAGCACCACACCCGCAGCGUGGGAUCCGUGAUUGUCUCUCGCGAUCCUGGGACUUAAACAUGUAUCUUGGUUCUUGGUUAAAUCGUCUGUGCAGGGGUUUAUCCAGACCCAUCGGAAAGACCACCCAGCCAAUCUGGGGUUCUUUCUCCAGAAGUCUCACGUCGAGUUCACAAAGAAUUCCAGAAUUCAGUAGCUUCGUUGCUCGAACCAACACCUGCGGAGAAUUGCGUUCUUCCCACUUGGGCCAGGAGGUCACCCUGUGUGGAUGGAUCCAGUACCGAAGGCAAAACACCUUCUUAGUCCUAAGAGAUUGCCACGGUCUUGUUCAAAUUAUCAUUCCCCAGGAUGAGUCUGCUGCAUCUGUAAGGAAGAUUUUAUGUGAAGCCCCUGUGGAAUCUGUGGUGAAAGUAUCUGGGACAGUGAUCUCCCGACCUCCAGGACAAGAGAACCCAAAAAUGCCAACAGGUGAGAUUGAAAUCAAAGUUAAAACAGCUGAGCUCCUGAAUGCCUGCAAGAAGCUUCCCUUUGAAAUGAAAGACUUUGUGAAGAAAACAGAGGCACUUCGUUUGCAGUAUCGGUAUUUAGAUCUGCGAAGCUUCCAAAUGCAAUACAACCUGCGGCUGAGGUCGAAGAUGGUCAUGAAAAUGCGGGAGUAUCUCUGUAACCUGCAUGGGUUUGUGGAUAUAGAAACCCCAACAUUGUUUAAGAGGACCCCAGGGGGUGCCAAAGAAUUUUUAGUACCAUCCAGGGAGCCUGGAAAGUUUUAUUCUCUCCCUCAAAGCCCUCAGCAAUUUAAGCAGCUUCUGAUGGUCGGUGGUUUAGACAGGUAUUUUCAGGUUGCCCGUUGUUAUCGAGAUGAAGGUUCAAGACCAGACAGACAGCCCGAGUUUACUCAGAUUGACAUAGAGAUGUCUUUUGUAGACCAGACAGGCAUCCAGCAUUUAAUUGAGGGUUUGCUGCAGUAUUCCUGGCCUGAUGAUAAAGAUCCUCUGGUGAUUCCUUUUCCUUCCAUGACUUUUGCUGAGGCACUGGCCACCUACGGCACUGAUAAGCCAGAUACUCGCUUUGGGAUGAAGAUUGUGGAUAUCAGUGAUGUGUUUAGAAACACAGAAAUUAGAUUUCUUCAGGAUGCACUGGCCAAGCCCCAAGGAACUAUCAAAGCCAUACGUGUUCCUGAAGGAGCAAAGUACUUAAGAAAGGAAGACGUUGACUUCAUUAGAAAGUUUGCAGCUCACCAUUUCAGUCAGGAAGUCCUGCCUGUAUUCCUGAAUGCCAAGAGGAACUGGAGCUCACCAUGUGCUAAAUUCAUAAUGGAGGAAGAAAGAUUGGAAUUAGCCAGACUGAUGGAGAUACAAGAAGAAGACAUGGUGCUACUGACUGCUGGCGAACAUGAGAAAGCAUGCUCUCUGUUGGGAAAGUUACGACUCGAGUGUGCAGACCUUUUGGAAAUGAGAGGAGUGAUGCUCCGUGACCCAGCGUUGUUCUCUUUCCUCUGGGUAGUAGACUUCCCACUCUUCCUUACCAAGGAAGAGUGUCCCACAGAGCUGGAGUCAGCCCACCACCCAUUCACUGCUCCUCAUUCCAGUGACAUUGACCUCCUCUGUACUGAGCCUGAAAAGGUUCGUGGCCAGCAUUAUGACUUGGUUUUAAAUGGCAGCGAGAUAGGUGGUGGUUCCAUCCGAAUUCACAAUGCACAGCUACAGAGGUACAUCCUGGCAACAUUGCUAAAGGAAGAUGUGAAAUUGCUUUCCCAUCUGCUCCAGGCUUUAGACUAUGGGGCACCCCCUCAUGGAGGAAUUGCCUUAGGACUAGACAGACUGGUGUGUCUUAUCACAGGAGCACCUAGCAUCAGAGAUGUCAUAGCCUUCCCCAAAUCCCACCGCGGCUAUGACCUCAUGAGCAGUGCCCCGGAUUCUGUGCUUCCUGAGGACCUGAAGCCUUACCACAUCCAGGUCUCAUGGCCAGCAGACUCAGAAGAGGAGGAGAAAGCAUCAGCUACACCUUCCAAACACUUGAGCUCUUAAGUUUUGUCUUCUUUGCUUGACAAACCUAAAAUAGGAUCCAGACCUGCCACAGACUUUAGAAUCCAGUCUCUGUGGAAACCUUCAUCUUUGAGUAAGAGACAAGCUUCACAAUGGUAAUUUGGUAACAUGUAACAUUAGGACUCUGGAAGUUUUUUAAUCGGAGAAUUGUAAAACAAAACAGAAAACCUCUUUAUUAGAGUAUUUCAUCUUCUUGCUUUCCAAGCAACCAAAUUGAGCUUUGUGGUGACCUUUUAGCUAUCAACAGAAUAUACUAAGUAGCAUAGU